This is a messenger RNA of Paramecium pentaurelia, 741 nucleotides long. Lineage: Eukaryota; Ciliophora; Oligohymenophorea; Peniculida; Parameciidae. The record is from the annotation of a GenBank genome assembly.
AUGUAAGAAAAUGAGUUUGCAAUUUCAAUUUGCGUUCCUUCCUUCAAAAAAAAUGAUGAUGUUGUAUACUACUAGUUAGUGUAAGAUAUUUAUAUUAAAUUAUAUAUAGAUUUACUCAAAAUAACUAAAGGCGUUCCUUUUCAGUCGAUUAUCGCUAUUCACAUCUAAAGAAAUUAUAUGAAUCAUUAUAAACUCUUAAAGGAAGUUUGCCGAAGUUUCCUCCGACUAAUUGGUGGAGAUCCACCAAUCAGAAUGAUGAAUUAAUAGAGGAGAGAAGAAUACAAUUAGAUUACUUCUUUAAAACUCUCCUCUUAUGCAAAGAUGUUCGUCAAAGUUUGAUUAUGAAAAACUUCAUUCUCAAAUCACAAUGUUUGCAUUUGAAAAAGAUCGAGAAAGUAUCUAGAAUGUAAUUUAAAUUAGGAAUAACUAAUUCUGACGAAAAAAGAAAGAGAAGCUGGAGCUACUCCUAAUAUGAGUUAGAAAAAAGCUAAAUCUCAAGUAAUUAGUUUUAUUAUAAAACUAUAGUUAACUACUCCUGUUUGUGGUCCUGCUGAAGAUCCAAUUGAAGAUCCCAGAGAGAGAGCACGCUCUUGGGAAUUCAAAUUCACUAAGAAGAAAUCUGAAUCCAUGUGUAUUAAAGAUAAUAAUUAAUUAAAUAAUGUAUAAUAUAUAUUUUUUUAAAUAUAGUUGACCUUCGGAGGAGUACCAAUAUUCAAAGGCAUUAUCCUUAGAUUAAAAUGA